This is a messenger RNA of Symbiodinium sp. CCMP2456, 1863 nucleotides long. Lineage: Eukaryota; Dinophyceae; Suessiales; Symbiodiniaceae. The record is from the annotation of a GenBank genome assembly.
GACAGGAACAAGGUGAACGUGAGCAACACCAACGGUGCCCCGACCUCCUUCUUCUUUGAUCAGGCGUUCGAUGCCGCUGCUACCCAGGAGCAGGUGUGCGACUACGUCAGUGAGCAGGUGCUGCCACAUGCCAUCAAUGGCGAGCACAUCUGCAUUUUGGCAUAUGGCCAAACUGGCAGUGGUAAGACAUAUACCAUGUUUGGUGAUUUCGCUCCUGGGCCGUCUCCGCGGGACAGCGCAUCGGCCAACCAAAACCAGGGCGUGGCUUUUCGCGCCAUGAGCCGUCUUGCAGAGAUGAUGCGGUCCAAGGGCCUCGAUGCGUCGAAUGCGCCAACCGUGGAGCUCAGCUUCUUGGAGGUGUACAACGACAACCUGUAUGACCUGCUUGAUGGCUCACGCCAGUUACCGCGCUUGCGCUCCAGUGAGAAGCACGUGGUGCCACAGGGCCUGACCCGAAGGCGGUGCGAGCUAAACGAGAUGGAGCGACAGGUUCACAGCUGGUUGCGGGAGGGCGCCGCGACCCGCAUGGUCGGCAAGACCGUCUUUAACCCUCGCUCCAGUCGGAGCCAUGCAGUGGUUAUGCUCCACUUGUGCUGGUCUCAGCAGACCUCUUCCUCUCGGCUGCGCCAUCUUCCCGGCUCCACGACGCGUGAGACGCGUGUGUAUCUGGUGGACUUGGCAGGGAGCGAGAGGGCUGGGCUGCAUGCCCUUGGCCCGGAGCAGCUGAAGGAGGGAGAGCACAUCAACCUCAGCCUGUCUGCCCUGGGCCGCGUGGUUGGAGCUUUGGCGAGUGGCAAGUGCGAGCAUGUGCCGUACCGGGACUCCGCUCUGACAUGGCUCCUCAAGGACGCAAUCACAGGAAGCAGUGCUCGGGUGUGCAUGGUUGCCGCAGUGCAUCCUUCACAUCCUGUGGAGACAGCCAGCACCUUGCGCUAUGCCCGCCAGUAUUCGGCGUUGCAAAACACCACGGGCAGCCACGCCUCGCAAUUGUCUUCGCAGGUCCGCGACCUGCAGCGUCGCGUUGAUUCGCUCCGACAUGCCUUUGAGAAGGCUCUCGCCGGUGACGAGCACAGCAUCGCGUGGACGCGGGAAUCCCUGCAAGGCUCCGUGCAUUGUCAGCCCAAGGCGAAUGCACGGCAAUGGUUUGAAUCGCAUCCAACUCUCUCAUGGACGACGGCGCACCAGAGUAAGGCCGCCGUCCGCGGGCAGCGCCGCGAUCGUAGCGGCAUAGGUUACAUCACGAAGAUCGAGGAAGUCGCAGGGGGCGACGAGGCUCUCGCAAGAGUUUGCGAGGUGACCUUUGAAGGUCGUCAUGGGAGGCUUCCAGUGGUGCUGUGGUACCCCGAAGUGGCGCUGGAGAUGGUCAAGCCACCUUCAUCGCUGCUUGAGGCCAUGCAGAAGUUGGACACUGCAGAGGCCGAGCUCAACAGGCUCCGGGGAGAGUUGCAGGCCGCUCGAAAAGAUGAGGCCAUGCGACAGCAGGAAUGGAUGGCGACCGCACAAGGGAAACUUCCUCGGCCGCCGCCGAUGCGCGACACGUGUGCCGCGGAGGAAAAGGAUCCUGCCAGGGUGGGCACCCCGAAUCGGACCCAGCAAUGUCAGGCGAGCGUCGCAAUCAGUUUAGCAAAGCAUGGACUGAUUCGCCAACUCGCACAGUCGCUUCUUCUCGCAUGUGUAAGGCUCUGGGUUGCAGCACGCACGUGCAAGCAAUACUUGACAUCAUUUUGCUGCAUCAUCAGCGAACUAGAGGUUUCGGAUGGUUUGGACGGGAGAGCGAGGCUGUUUGAUACCUGCCUGAUCAGGAAAGCUAGCUCUGCGGAGCUUGCUUUGGCUAUCAUUUUCUUGCUGGACUGCGCAAUUUGA